AUGGCAGCCUGGACCCUCCUCUUGCUGCUUUCGGGAGCCCUGGCCCUGACCCAGACCCGGGCGGGCUCCCACUCCCUGAGGUUUAUCGACACCGCCAUGUCUCAGCCUGGUCGCGCGAAGCCCUGGUACAUCGCUGUCUACCACGUGGAUGACACGCCGAUCAUUGGGUUCGACAACGACGCCACGAAUCCGAGGAUGGAGCCGCGGGCGCCGUGGUUGGAGCAGGAGAGGCCGGAGUAUUGGGACCUGGAGACACGGGACGCCAGGGCCAACGCACAGAAUCACCAAGUGGGCCUGAGGAAUCUGCGCAGCUACUACAACCAGAGCGACUCCAGGUCUCACACCUACCAGGGGGUAUCAGGAUGCUACUUGGGGCCGGAUGGGCGCCUCCUCCGCGUGUACCGGCAGCACGCGUAUGAUGGCAAGGAUUACAUCUCCCUGAAUGAGGAUCUGCGCUCCUGGACUGCGGCGGACGUGGCCGCUCAGAUUACCCAGCGCAAGUGGGAGGAGGAGGGGGAGGCGGAGCGCUUUGUGGCCUUCCUAGAAGGGGAAUGCGUGGAGUGGCUCCUCCAAUACCUGGAGAAGGGGAAGGAGAAGCUGCAGUCCGCAGUGCCUCCCAAGACACAUGUGACUGGCCACCACAUCGCUCACCAUGAAAUUAUACUGAAGUGCUGGGCCCUGGGCUUCUACCCAGCAGAGAUCACCCUGACCUGGCAGCGGAAUGGGGAGGAUCAGACCCAGGACAUGGAGUCUGUGGAGACCAGGCCUGCAGGGGACGGGACGUUCCAGAAGUGGGUGGCCAUCGUGGUGCCCACUGGAGAGGAGCAGAGAUACACAUGUGAUGUGCAGCACGAGGGCCUGCCGGAGCCCCUCACCCUGAGAUGGGAGUCCCGUUCUCAGUUUACCACCCUUAUUGUGGGAAUCAUUGCUGGUUUGGUCCUCUUUGGAGCUGUGGUGGCUGGAGCUGUGAUCUGGAGGAAGAAGAGCUCAGGUAGAGAUGGUGUGGGGAGCUACAUUCAAGCUGCAAAUAGCAGUAGUGGCCAGAGCUCUGAUGCGUCUCUCUUGGCUUCUAAAGGUGAAACCCUGGAGGGCUUGAUUUAG
This is a messenger RNA of Orycteropus afer afer, 1101 nucleotides long. RefSeq names its product saoe class I histocompatibility antigen, A alpha chain-like. Gene Ontology annotation, molecular function: signaling receptor binding; peptide antigen binding. Gene Ontology annotation, cellular component: external side of plasma membrane. Gene Ontology annotation, biological process: antigen processing and presentation of endogenous peptide antigen via MHC class I via ER pathway, TAP-independent; antigen processing and presentation of endogenous peptide antigen via MHC class Ib; positive regulation of T cell mediated cytotoxicity. The record is from RefSeq and is a predicted model, not a curated record. Lineage: Eukaryota; Metazoa; Chordata; Mammalia; Tubulidentata; Orycteropodidae.